This is a messenger RNA of Coregonus clupeaformis (lake whitefish), 5030 nucleotides long. Its product is annotated as ATP-binding cassette sub-family B member 6-like. The transcript is spliced from 20 exons. NCBI's taxonomy places the organism in Eukaryota, Metazoa, Chordata, Actinopteri, Salmoniformes, Salmonidae. The coding region runs from base 1461 to 4022 and encodes 853 amino acids. Gene Ontology annotation, molecular function: ATP hydrolysis activity; heme binding; ABC-type heme transporter activity. The record is from RefSeq and is a predicted model, not a curated record. Gene Ontology annotation, cellular component: membrane. Gene Ontology annotation, biological process: heme transport; transmembrane transport.
UCAGCAGAGACAGAGUGUGUACAAUGACUUCUGUCACAAAGCUGAACAUUCUACUGGCUGUUCUGAUGGGAACCAUCCAUGCUGUCCAAGAAAUCUAUUAAAUUAAAGCAGAAGGAGAAAAUGAUGCUUUUUACAAUAAUGUGGGAAAAGACAACAGUUUGAUCUUUAAAUCCGAAGCUGAAGAGAGCCUGCUUUUGUGGAACACUUCUAACACUUCACCUGAAAAUUCCACACUGAAUGCAGAAUUAAGGGAUCGACUGAAACUGAAAUUGAUUCAUAAUAUUUCAACUGUCCUGAUCCAGAACCUCUCUGUCAGACACUGGACUAUACAGGGCAGAGUGCUGGACAUCUGGCAAAGUGAAACUCCAGAAAAGCAUCAACCUCAGUGUCUGCAGUAUCAUCAGUUUAUAUGUAUGCUCAUUUGGGAGUGAAAUUAGACCAGUGUGGAGAUUCCUGGGGGGAUGGUAACUUUACGGUCAGAUGGCUCUGCAAACACUUUUGGGACAUGAACGAAUCCGCAAAGCCCUUCAUGGAGGAAGAAAGGGGCCGAGUGCUGCUGGCUGCCAACGGAUCCUCUCUCCAUAUGACCAACUUCACAUUUAAUGCCUGGUAGUGGAGGGACAGCGUUGUGUUUACAGUCAGACCAUCUUAGCGAUCUAUAAGACAGCGUACUGUAUAGUCAGUAUUAUGUGGGAGAGAAGGCUGUGCUUCCCUGUUUCAACCCUGGGACAAAGACAUGGUGGAGGAGAAUCCUCAGUCAUCAAGGGAAGCAGACAUUGUAUUUUGUGGAUGGAAGAUUGUGAGGAAAUUACUCCCUAGUCAUUCCAUCACUGAUGCUCAACCACUCAGGGUUUUAUGAUCGCCAGAAGAAGCCGCCAUCAAGAGUCAUCAUAUCAUAUUGUCUAAUGAUGUGCCCUAAGUCUGAGCCCCUCAAAGAGGUAUUCUCAGAGGGAGGGGAGGUUGCCCUCACAUGCAGCUCUGAUGUCCCAGAGUAUGACAUGGUUAUGUGGUACAGAAAGACUACAAAGGUGGGCAAUGUUAUUCUGGACACAAGAUAUAUGGAUAAGUAUAUACAAUUCCGUGAAGAUUUGGAGGGCAGAAUGAAUGUAUUUCGCCCUUACCUCUCUCUGGUCCUCUCUAACCUCUCACUGGAGGACAGUGGGGAAUACUGGUGUGCUCUCAUCUCUGACCAGAAGAACAUGGUCUGUUUAUCAAUAACUACAACCCUCUUGAUCGAAGGGGAGAGAUAUCCGUUUGGCGUCGACUGCUGGGCUGUGCUCUGCUGGGGAUGGUCUUUGCUGUGAUCAUUGUGAACCUGAAGACCAGGAGAAGAGACCAGGCUUCCCUGAAGACCAGGAGAAGAAACCAGGCUUCCCUGAAGAACAUUAUUGCCUGCAGCCAAGACGUUUGGUAGCAGAACAGCAGAGUGGAAGAGGAGAGUGAGAGAGCUCCCAGCCACCAUGGUGGCAGUGCAAAGCUACUGUGAGGCCAGCGCUUCCAUCUCCGAAGCCUGGCUGGAGGGCGGCAUCUCACCCUGCUUCUACUUCACCCUGGUGCCCACCGUCCUGCUUACCCUCUCCUUCUUCUUCGGCACCUUCCACUGCGUCUGCUACCGCCGCUACGGCACCGAGAUGGAGCCCAAGUUCAUACCGCGCUCGCGCCUCUAUGGCCUCCAACUGGCAGUCUCCCUGCUCCUCCUGCUGCAGUUUCUGGGGGGGCUGGUGUGGAGGGCGACUGGUGGAGGCGGGGUAGGGGAACUCCCUGGCUACGUGGUGCUGUACGGCUGCCUGUCCAUGCUGGGCUGGGUCUGGGCCGUGGCCCUGCUAAGGCUGGAGAGGAGGAGGGUUCUGGUGAGGGACCGGACGCGGGGCCACAGCACGGUGCUGCUGCUCUUCUGGGCUGUGGCAUUUUCGGCGGAGAACCUGGCCUUCGUCUCCUGGGCCAGCCCCUACUGGUGGUGGGGCCUGGAGAACACACAGAAGCAGGUGGAGUUUUCUCUGUGGUUGAUGCGCUACCUCGGCACAGGAACACUCUUCUUCCUGGGCCUGAAGGCUCCGGGGUUGCCACAGAGACCAUACAUGCUCCUGAUCAACGAGGACGAACAUGAUGUGGAGGGCGGCACUGGCCAGCCCCUGUUGGGUGGUGCGGAGGAGUCCCAGUCUACCUGGCAGGGGUUUGGGCAGAAGGUGCGUCUGCUGGUGCCCUACAUGUGGCCCCGGGGCAAUGUUCUACUACAGGGCCUGGUCUUGCUCUGCCUGUGCCUGCUUGGCGUGGAGAGGGUCAUCAACGUCUUUGUGCCCAUCUACUACAAGAACAUCGUGAAUGAGCUGACUGAUGGAAGCAGCUGGAAGACCUUGGUCACCACUGUGUGUCUCUACGUCCUGCUCAAGUUCCUGCAAGGUGGAGGGGCAGGUGCCUCCGGCUUCAUCAGUAACAUACGCUCCUUCCUGUGGAUCCGCGUGCAGCAGUACACCAACCGGGUGGUGCAGGUGCGUCUGUUCGGCCACCUGCACUCGCUGUCGAUGCGCUGGCACCUGGGCCGGCGCACCGGGGACGUCCUGCGCAGCAUCGACCGCGGCACCGCCUCCAUCAACAGCCUGCUCAGCUACAUUGUAUUCAGCAUCUUCCCCACCAUCGCAGAUAUCGUCAUCUCCAUCAUCUACUUCAUCACCUACUUCAACGCCUGGUUCGGACUCAUCGUAUUCGUCUGCAUGUUCCUCUACCUCACCCUUACCAUCAUCAUCACGGAAUGGAGGACUAAGUACAGGCGAGACAUGAACACCCAGGACAACAACGCCAAGUCCAAGGCAGUGGACUCCCUGCUCAACUUUGAGACGGUGAAGUACUACAACGCAGAAAAUUAUGAAGUGAACCGUUUUGAGGACGCCAUCCUGAAGUAUCAGAUCUCAGAAUGGAAGACCCAAGCCUCUCUGGCCUUCCUGAACCAGACCCAGAACCUGAUCAUCGGCUCAGGCCUACUGACAGGCUCACUGCUCUGUGCCUACUUUGUCCAGGAGGGCAAGUUUAAGCUAGGAGACUUUAUCCUCUUUGGCACCUACAUCAUUCAGCUCUACACCCCUCUCAACUGGUUUGGAACCUACUACAGAAUAAUCCAGAAGUCCUUCAUCGACAUGGAGAGCAUGUUUAAGCUCUUUGCCGAGGAAGAGGAGGUGAAGGACGUGGUGAAUGCAGGGAACCUUCUCUAUAAACUGGGAAAAGUGGAGUUUGAGAAUGUGUACUUUAACUACAUUGACGGGAAGGAGAUUCUUAAGGACGUAUCAUUCACUGUGCAGCCAGGCCAUACUGUUGCAUUGGUUGGCCAGUCAGGGUGCGGUAAGAGCACCAUCCUUCGCCUGCUCUUCCGUUUCUAUGACGUCCAGGGGGGAUGCAUCCGCAUCGAUGGCCAGGACAUCUCUAAGGUGAAGCAGGUGUCUCUGCGUGCCCACAUCGGCGUGGUGCCCCAGGACACGGUCCUCUUCAACGACAACAUCCGCGACAACAUCCGCUACGGGCGCGUCUCCGCCAGCGACCACGAAGUGGAGGAGGCGGCUAUCGCCGCAGACAUUCAUGAGAAGAUCCAGACGUUCCCAGAAGGAUAUGACACCCAGGUGGGCGAGAGGGGUCUGAAGCUGAGCGGGGGGGAGAAGCAGAGGGUGGCUAUCGCCCGGACUAUCCUCAAGGCCCCUCAGAUCAUCCUGCUGGAUGAGGCCACAUCUGCUCUAGACACACAGACCGAGCGCAACAUUCAGGCAUCGCUCACCAGAGUGUGCUCCAAUCGGACCACCAUCGUCGUGGCUCACAGGUUGUCGACCAUCAUCGGUGCCGACCAGAUUCUUGUUCUAAGUGACGGUCAGAUUGCAGAGCGAGGACGGCAUGAUGAGCUGCUGGCUAAGGGAGGGUUGUACUGUGACAUGUGGAUGAAGCAGCAACAGGCCCAGGACUCGGACUCAGCCUCUGACACAGAAGCCAAAGACAGGAAGUCUGAGAAACUACAGCCCCCAUCAGCCACUGAAGGCCACUGAGGAUAGAGUGAGAGGUCAAGGAUAUGUAGAUAUUGUGAAGAGGUGGACGAGGGAUGCAGGGAGAGGAUUAGAUGCCUCAAAAGGCUGUUUUUUCUGCACUUUUUUAGGGUAUCCGUCCAUUGAGGUUCAUUCUGUUAUGAGUGAAGUUAAGCACAUAUUUAUUUGGUAUUUUAUGUUUGGUCAUUCAAUCAAAAUGUUUGUGCCAUGAAUGCCUCAGGCCAGUUGUUUUUAAGUGUAUUCAGGAUCGUGUUCAUUAGGGCAACUAACAGAAAAUGUUUUUAAAAUUAGUGUUUCUUAUUGGACAAGUCCAGGUAGUCCCUCCUUAUUGCAGUCUGUUUUGAUCCGUUUAGUGCGUAAUUAAUCUCUGAACCACCCCCCCCCACACACACACACACAAAAAAUAAUAUGUAAUUGAGUCAGAUGCUCCAUAAAAUUCUGGGGGGAGACGUGUGGGAAAAUAUACUAGAACAAGUAGCAGAAGCAGGGCGGUAGCUCCAUUCCCCCCCUCCCCCACCUGCAUAAUCAUGAUUUCUCGAAAUGAUCGGUGGGAGAAAAAAAUAAUAUAUAUAAUAAUAAUAAAAUCUGUGCACCUCACUGUUGUCGCAUCCCACAGUCUGUUGACAGACACUACGAUACCAGUUAUGUUACAUGCGUCUGUCCAUGAGAGAUUAGUUCCUAAUGAACACGACCCAGGACUCAGUAUAAUCCGUCUUCUUGCUGUCUGAAGUCUGUUGAUUGCAGCCGUCCAGAGAAGUGGCAGCAAGUCCAAAGUAGACGAAUACCUACCCUUAAGCGCGGGUAUAGGCAGUUAGGCACAGUGUCUCACAACACUUUGAAUUGUUGACUAAUGUUUAGGGGUUGAGAAAUGUAAAUAUUAGUUUUAUUUACAACAUCUAGAGAUGGUCUUAUUGAACAGGUUCAUUGUAAAUUAUAAACUACUGUUCAAAAGUUUGGGUCACUUAGAAAUGUCCUUGUUUUCGAAAGAAAAGCAAUGUUUUUGUCCAUUAA